AUGUCUUUAGCCCCUGUCAACAUUUUCCAGGAUCAAGCAACUGAAGAAAGAGCUGAAAAUGCUCGUUUGACAUACUCAUCAGUUUGUCACAAGUCUUCUUUUAUCGGUGCUAUUGCAGUCGGUGACCUUGUCAAGAGUACAUUAGGUCCUAAAGGCAUGGACAAGAUCCUUCAAUCAGCCAGUACAGGUGAGAUCUUGGUUACAAAUGAUGGUGCCACUAUCCUUAAAUCGAUUGCACUCGAUAACGCAGCUGCCAAGGUCCUUGUGAACAUCUCCAAAGUACAAGACGAUGAAGUAGGUGACGGUACUACCUCGGUCUGUGUGUUGGCUGCUGAACUCUUGCGUGAAGCAGAACACUUGGUCAACCAACACAUUCAUCCUCAAACGAUCAUUGAAGGUUACCGCCUUGCUUCUGCUGCUGCUUACAAGACAUUGGAACAAAGUGCUAUUGAUCACAGUGCAGACCAAACUCUUUUCCGUCAAGAUUUGAUCAAUAUUGCCAAAACAACACUUAGUUCCAAAGUCUUGUCUCAAGAUAAAGAAUAUUUUGCUGAAUUGGCUGUGGAUGCUGUCCUUCGUCUCAAGGGUUCUACUAACCUGGAGAACAUUCAGAUCAUCAAGAAGCCUGGUGGAAAAUUAAUGGAUUCUUAUUUAGAUGAAGGCUUUAUUUUGGACAAAAAGAUCGGUGUCAACUGUCCUAAACGUAUUGAAAACGCUAAUAUUUUGAUUGCCAAUACAUCCAUGGACACAGACAAGAUCAAGAUCUUUGGUGCUCGUGUCCGUGUUGAUGCCACUGGUAAGCUUGCUGAACUUGAGCGUGCUGAACGUGACAAGAUGAAGGAAAAGGUUGAAAAGAUCAAGAACCACGGUAUCAACUGUUUCGUGAACCGUCAAUUGAUCUACAACUGGCCUGAACAGUUAUUGGCUGAUGCUGGUAUUGCCACCAUUGAACAUGCUGAUUUUGAAGGUGUUGAGCGUCUUGCCCUUGUCACAGGAGGUGAGAUUGCCUCUACAUUUGAUCAUCCUGAACUUGUCAAGUUGGGUCACUGUGACUUGAUUGAAGAGAUCAUUAUUGGUGAAGACAAAUUGAUCAAGUUCUCUGGUGUUGCUGCUGGUGAAGCAUGUACCAUUGUGUUGCGUGGUGCUACACAACAAUUGUUGGAUGAAGCUGAACGAUCUCUUCAUGAUGCUCUUUCUGUUCUUUCACAGACUGUAUGUGAACCCCGUACUGUUCUCGGUGGUGGUUGUUCUGAGAUGUUAAUGUCUAAAGCUGUUGAUGAAGUGGCUUCCAAGACUGCUGGUAAGCGUGCUAUUGCUGCUGAAUCUUUCUCCAAAGCCUUGCGUCAAAUGCCUACCAUCUUGGCUGACAAUGCUGGUUUUGAUUCAUCUGAACUUGUUUCUCAAUUAAGAGCUGCUCAUUAUGAUGGUCAAUCUACCAGUGGUUUAGAUAUGGUGAAUGGUGUUGUUGCUGACGUGAGAGAAUUGGGUAUUACUGAAUCAUACAAGCUUAAGAAACAAGUUCUUUUAUCUGCUUCUGAAGCUGCUGAAAUGAUUUUGAGAGUGGAUAAUAUCAUUCGUUGUGCUCCUCGUCAACGACAAGGCUAA
Messenger RNA from Gilbertella persicaria, 1605 nucleotides. RefSeq names its product T-complex protein 1 subunit beta. Lineage: Eukaryota; Fungi; Mucoromycota; Mucoromycetes; Mucorales; Choanephoraceae. The record is from RefSeq and is a predicted model, not a curated record. Gene Ontology annotation, molecular function: ATP hydrolysis activity; ATP-dependent protein folding chaperone; ATP binding. Gene Ontology annotation, cellular component: cytosol; chaperonin-containing T-complex. Gene Ontology annotation, biological process: protein folding. The coding region runs from base 1 to 1605 and encodes 534 amino acids. The transcript has 7 exons.